UCCCGACGGUAAGUUCUAUGUGAUGGUCCGCACUGGUCGACCUAUAUUAUGUCUGGGUUCCAUCAAGGUGGGGCGCCGGGCGUGUCACGUCUUGUCGGGGACGAGCAGAGUUCUUCAAGAGUCGGACGUCACUGCACCGGCGACUCUCGUACUUUACUUGUACAUAGCGGCAUGGCAAUUGUCUCUACAGAGUGGUGCCCCAAAGCCCGGACUAUCUAUCCACCUGCUGCAUAAGCUCACGCUGGGCACGGGUGCCGGAAUGGUCAUCCGCUCCGCUUGCCAUCGUCCUUACUCACACCGUCACUCCAGAUUCCAUUGUUAACCGCGAAGCUGAGGGUAUCGUCAGUGUAUUCCCGCACUCUUCAGCGUUGGCGGAGCGCAAUCCACGAACCGUCGAAACGUUUCAUCAUGACAUUGACUCUGCAUUCGAAAAUGAAGCUGCGGGACGGGAAAGAAAUACCCAUCAUGGGCUUCGGCACGUACGAAAUGGAUGGCAGGGAGGCCUACACUGCUGUGAAGCAUGCUUUGGAGGCCGGAUAUCGUCACAUCGACUCCGCGGAGUGGUACUACAACGAAGCUGAAUGUGGCCGGGCUAUCCGUGAUUUCUGCGCUGCCUCUGGCGUUCCUCGCUCUGAGGUCUUUUUCACUACGAAGUUGCAGAACAACUCCGGGUAUACAACCUCGAAAAGGACCAUUUCACGCUCCCUUCAAGAGAGCGGACUGGGAUACAUCGACUUGUACCUGAUGCACUCUGCCAUCGGCGGCCCGAAGAAGCGCGCGGAGAGUUGGAGGGCGAUUCUCGAAGCUAAGAAGGACGGGUUCGUCCGCAGCGUGGGUGUCAGCAACUUCGGCGUCAGACACUUGCAAGAGAUGGUGGAUGCAACCGUAGAACUCCCUGUGAUUAAUCAGGUCGACCUUCACCCUUUCAUGACCCGUACGGAUAUUGUGGCCAUGUGUAGGAAACACGACAUCGCAUUGGAGGUAAGCUGGGCACCCCUCGUACGCGGAUAUCGCUUCAAGCAUCCGUCGAUUGUCCGCCUGGCACAGAAAUAUGAAAAGGAGCCUGCGCAAUACUCUUGCGUUACUCUUUGCAGAAGGCACGCCUUUGAAGGAUACAUACCGUUACCUAAAUCUUCGUCCGCGCACCGGAUCAAGUCAAACCUGAAUGUCUAUGAUUUCGAGCUGACAUCGGAGGAAGUGGCUCACCUGGACAGCCUUGAUGAAAGGCUCGUGACGGACUGGGACCCAACGGACACGCCAUAG
Molecule: messenger RNA, 1263 nt
Organism: Fomitopsis serialis
Lineage: Eukaryota; Fungi; Basidiomycota; Agaricomycetes; Polyporales; Fomitopsidaceae
Product: Aldo/keto reductase
Exons: 9
Coding region: 409-1263 (284 amino acids)
Molecular function (GO): oxidoreductase activity
Source: RefSeq, a predicted model, not a curated record